Lolium rigidum is the source of this 1577-nucleotide messenger RNA. RefSeq names its product serine/threonine-protein phosphatase 6 regulatory ankyrin repeat subunit C-like. The record is from RefSeq and is a predicted model, not a curated record. Lineage: Eukaryota; Viridiplantae; Streptophyta; Magnoliopsida; Poales; Poaceae. The transcript is spliced from 11 exons. Gene Ontology annotation, molecular function: protein binding. The coding region runs from base 57 to 1349 and encodes 430 amino acids.
CGACUCGACGGUUCGCCUUCCUCCGCCGCAACCAGCUACCGGAUCCGCCGCCCGCCAUGGAGGAGCAGCACUCGCCGGAGGAGAUCCUCCUCCAGGCCGCCUUCGACGGCAACAUCCGCCUCUUCAGAAAGAUGGCGCGGAGGCUGGACUCGGGGCAAGGCGCGGCGGCCGCCGUGGCGCCGGCGGCUGACCGCGGCAGCGGAAACCGCGCGCUGCACCUGGCCGCCAUGGAGGGGAAGAUGGACGUCUGCAGGUACCUCGUGGAGGAACUCCGCCUUGACGUCAACCAAUCCAACGACAGAGGUGAAACUCCACUGUUCCUUUCUGCAUAUUUUGGGAGAGCUGAGGCUGCAAGAUAUCUUCUUGCUCAUGGUGCUGAUCCAAAGUUAGGUGGUAACACUGGCUCGGCUCUCCACGCUGCUGCAGUGAAAGGACAAAACGAAAUAGUAGAAUUGCUGCUUUCAAGAGGAAUUGACGUGGAUCUACCUUCCCCCCUUGGGAACCCAUUGCAUGUGGCUGCUACUCAUGGUCAAGAUGCUACGAUGAAGAUUUUGUUGGAGCACCAAGCAGAUCCAAAUAAGGUACUCAACCUUGAUGACACCCCUUUGAGUAUGGCUAUAAGGCCCAUACCAACUGCAUCAUCAAAAGUCAAAUGUGUGAAGCUACUUAUUAAGGCUGGCGCUGAUGUGAAUUUCAUUGACUCGGAUGGUGCUAGUUACGUGAUGUUGGCAGCACAUUGCAGCUUAGCUGAGACGGUGAAAUGUUUACUAGAAGCUGGUGCUAACCCGAAUAUUCCAGAUGGAUUUGGUAUAACUCCAAUUGAAGUUGCGGCUUUUCAAGGCAGUAGAGAAACUGUUGAAAUUUUAUUUCCUGUAACUUCUCCCAUUCCAACGAUGCCCAAUUGGAGUGUUGAUGGAAUCAUUUCUCAUGUGAAAACUUACGGUUUGAAGCAGGACAAGCAUCUGUGUCAGAAGAAAAGAGCUGAACUGAAAUUAAAAGCUGCUGAGGCAUUUAAGAGAAAGGAAUAUAUGAUAGCGGGAGAGCUAUAUACUACUGCACUGAAUCUUGACCCUUGUUCAGAUGAUAAUGCAACCCUGCUAGCCAAUAGGAGUCUCUGCAUGUUGCGCAUGGGAAGUGGAAAUAUGGCUCUCAAGGAUGCUAGUGUGUGCAGAAUGUUGCGACCCGAUUGGCCAAAAGCCUACUACCGACAAGGCGCUGCUUUUAUGUGUCUGAAGGACUAUGAAAAAGCAUGUGACGCUUUCGCAGAUGGCCUAAAGUUGAACCCUAACGAUGUUGAAAUUGAAAAGGCUUUAAGGGAAGCCUUUGAGGCGAUGAAGGUUUCUCGUUGAGCUGAAAAGAAACCUUGACUCGGCCUACACUCGCCGAAUCAUACCUGAAGAAAUUGUGGUUCACUUUUGUUGCUGAUAUCCUAGUUACCUUCUAAUAUUAAGCUGCCGCAAGAAUGCAAAUAUUUUGUGUUUUUGUAGACUUUUGGUUGGACCCAUGUGAAUAUUACUGAAUGCGCUAAAUCAUAGAUUUACUUAAAUGCCAAAAAAGUGUUUCUGAUUGAGUUAAAA